Messenger RNA from Siniperca chuatsi (mandarin fish), 1061 nucleotides. RefSeq lists its product as uncharacterized. The record is from RefSeq and is a predicted model, not a curated record. Lineage: Eukaryota; Metazoa; Chordata; Actinopteri; Centrarchiformes; Sinipercidae. The transcript is spliced from 2 exons. Bases 14 to 826 code for a protein of 270 amino acids.
UAUCUGAAGAGAUAUGAUGAUAAGAUUAGGAAUUAUUCUGAUUUCCACUCCCGAAGGCAUCAUUGUAGCCAGAAUUUCUGACACUGCAUCGCAAUAUGUGAAACACAGUAGCAGGGAGCUGAUGUACUCUUAUCAAUGGAAACUGCCUCACACAGCUGCUGGCUCUGUAAAUAACACUCUGAUUGCUGAGGUCAGAGCUCUCUUUCCAGACAACUAUACACGAAUAGACAUCAAGUUGCCACAAGAGUUACACUGCACAUCACAUGUACAUCUUGGGGUUGAUAAACAUUUUGAGGACACAUGGUUCAGGCAAGACAAAGAGAGAAACACACUAAAGCUGACCUGGUUGUACUGGAAUGAUAAAAGAUGCACUGUCUCAGUAGCUUUCAAUGAUCCACUGUGUGAAGCUUUGUUUCAGGUCCCUAACACAUAUCCUCAUGUCCCCCUGGUCAAAGCAAAGCAGGAUACAUGGGAAUGCUUGGGCCCUUGGACCAGGCGUUGUGAGGAAGCUGCUGGCUGGGUAAAGACAUCAGACUCAGGGGUGGAUUUUCACAACCAACUUCAGGUGAAGGAAGCCAUUCCAAAGGCUGCAGAGAGGAAACUGCAUGACUUGGAGCCUGGUGAUUGGAUCGUGGUGAAGGAUUUCAGACGGAAGAACUGGCGGGCUCGCAGGUGGAAUGGUCCCUACCAGAUCUUGCUCACCACUGAAACAGCUGUAAAGGUGGCAGAGAGAGCUACAUGGAUCCACGCCACCCACUGCAAACGAGUACCCGAGCCGGGGCCAGCAGCCAAACACCAGACAAGUGAGAUCGAGAUCAGUGAGUGAACCGAACCUUCCUCCCCUUGUGCAUUCAGGGGAUAUUGGAGGGGAGUGGCGGUCCCGUGGGGGAGUUUCUCUGAGCACAGAGGUUCCACUGAGACCACCUAGAACCACUACCCUCCCGAACCAACAUCACGGGCACACUGAUUAGGGGGUAGGCAGAGGUGACACAACUGAUAAGAUGACACUUGAGACCAGAGAAAGAUGGCGAAGGAGGGGUGACGGACCGGGAGGCCACGGA